This is a messenger RNA of Zerene cesonia (dogface butterfly), 4655 nucleotides long. RefSeq lists its product as uncharacterized. The transcript is spliced from 7 exons. Gene Ontology annotation, molecular function: DNA binding. NCBI's taxonomy places the organism in Eukaryota, Metazoa, Arthropoda, Insecta, Lepidoptera, Pieridae. Gene Ontology annotation, cellular component: transcription factor TFIIIC complex. The coding region runs from base 101 to 4573 and encodes 1490 amino acids. Gene Ontology annotation, biological process: 5S class rRNA transcription by RNA polymerase III; transcription initiation at RNA polymerase III promoter. The record is from RefSeq and is a predicted model, not a curated record.
CAGAAACACAUGUUUGUGUAAUGUGUGAAAGCAAAAAAUGUUUAUAAUGUAUACAAUGCUCCGUUUUUAUUAGAAAAUCAUCAACUUUCAAUUUAAUAGAAUGGCUGAAAAUAAUCAACUUGGUGGAAAUUGUUUUUCCUUUAAUUUUAAGAGUGUCCUCAUUGAUGAAAUUGCUUUAAAUGGUCUAGAGGGGAUCGGAUUUGAUUACCUCUGGAAACGCACAGAAAAGCGUCUGAACUGUUCUUUAACACCAAAAAUUAAAUCAAAAUUUUGGAAAUUUAUAUCGACUGCAAAGUGCAUUACAAUUUACAAGUUGAAUUCGCCAGUACCUCUAAUUGAAAUAUUUGACAGAUUUUCAAUUGUUGAUGAAAACAGUGGACAACUUUUAGACCCGCCAGACUACCUUGAUGGCCCAUAUGAGUACUGUCCAGUAGAAAAUGAAUAUGGAUCAUGUGCCAAUUAUAAAUCUAGAAAGAUAAUUCCUCAAGAAAAACUGCAAUCAAAAUCUUAUGAAGAAGUAUUUGAGCUGUACGGCCAUUCAUUAGUUAUGGUAGCAUCAUUGGAGGAACGGAUGCAUGCUUUAGCUCCACACAUGCCCAUGUCAAUAUUAUUGUAUUUAACAACACUUCACUAUUGCUUACUAGAACUAGUUGGUAAAGGCAGAGAGAAUGGACAAAUGACAGUUGGAAAUACAAAUGUAAGUAAAAUAGUCAAAGAGUCCAAAUUUCUUUUCUAUAAUAGAAAGCACUUACAAGAUCUGGAUUUGAUCAGAGUUACGUGUCUCACUCAAGUAGUUGCCGAGAAAGGCACAAAGAGCCUAGUAUUACGCCUUACACGAUUCCACCAGCCGAAUAUUAAGUCUCAACCUAAGCUUGGUAAAAUUUACAAUUUAACUGAAUACCUCAUGAACCAACCUGACUUCACGGAACGAAAUGAAAUCAUCAUACGAAAAGGAUUUUUGACCCCACAGCAGAGUAAGCGACUCCAAAAAACGGUCAACAUAUUCAAAUUCAAAGAGAAAGACGAAAUGAAGAAAAAGUACAUAACACUCGUAUCACAAAGCGAUGAGUCCUCUCAAUCUGAAGAUGAAAGUUCUGAGCCGACACUUCAAUGCCAGUAUAAAGUUGGAGUCGGUCUAUUGAGACAGGCAUAUGAAAGGUUUUUAGAUGCUGGAUUAAAAGGUCUCACGCAGAUAGAAGUUGCCCAAUUGCUUGGCGUUGAGUUCUAUACAUCGAGAACGAUUUGUCGUAUUUUCAAACUCAAAAAUAUUGUACAGGAGUUUUUGGAAGAUAAAGGACGUCAGAGAACUGCUAGAUACAUAGCCGUAGCAGCCACAAACGAAGUUAACUUCAAAUAUGCAGAAGAGAAAAAACAACUCAUGGAAUAUUUAAAGAAAAACAGGAAGCGCUGUAUUUCCGAAGAUAACAAAAGCGUUCCGGAAAAACGGGCAAAGCAUGAUGUUGAUAAUGACAACAUCGAUAAAAAAAUUAUCGAAAUGAAAGUCCUUGAUGGCCUAGAGGAGCAUUGUAAUAAAUCAUUACAAAACGCGAAAAAGAAGCCAACGCUGCGACAACUGAAAUUUGCUACUGGCAUUUUGAAAGUGAUAAAAGAUCGCCGUUUUGUAACUGGAUAUCAAACGCUAUCCACAUUCGUCAAUAAGGAAACAGGUGAACCGCCAAUGGACACAAAAUCCUUAAAACUGGUCAUUCAGAAACUAAUGACAGAUGGACACUUAAAAGUGUUUAAAUUGAGGUUUACGUGUCAAGAUAAAGAGCGAUAUUCGUUAUUCAUUUGUUCACCAAAUGUAAAAAAGACGGAUCCACUCAUAAAAUCACAUUAUAAUGACAUUUCUCAUAAAGCAAAACUGAAUUACAAGGAUCCCAUUAGGAAAGCAGCUCAAAAUGUAACUCGACCGCUUGCCAAUUUCACCUACCCGCGAUAUUUAAAAAUUCAAAAGUUGCAUGAACACAUUAUUUCAGUUGUACACUUCAGCGAUAUGAAAUUCAAUUUCGCACCAGGGUUUACUUCUUUGCAUUAUAUUAUACCAGAAAUGACUGUCGAGUUAGCUUUAGGUAAUAUGACUUUCGCUGGCGAAACAAAUAAUGUUGGGCAACUUAAGCUACAGGCGUUAGAGCAAAAAAUAUGUGAUGCCCCAGAUAGCCUCAAGAACAAUUUGUUAUAUUCGAAAAAUCUACAUAAUUCAAUAAGAAACAGCUUGAAAAUGCUUGCUGUACUUGGACUUGUUCAGUUAAUCAAUGAACCGUCUUCUUGUGUCACUGAUGAUGGUGUGCACGUGAAUUUUGUAUUCUAUGUAAAUCGUCACGCUAAAAUAUUAGAUACAUCUGGCAUAUGGCCAAGAACUAGUGAAAAAUCGGCAACUUUAGAAAAAUCAUACUUUUUCAACUCAUUUGACGACGUAGUUAAUUAUUGGAAUGACGUUCAGACGAUAAGUUUAAAUACGUCCAUAACAGGAAUUAAACGUGAAAAAUAUAAAGGCCUCUUUCCAUUACGCGACGAAACUGAAGUCAUACAACAUGAUAAUGGUAGCCGAUACGGCGAUGGAUUAGGUCCUUGUGGAUUCGACUCGUCUAUCUUUAUGGAUAUACCUAGAUUAUGGCGUACAUACUGCAGUAGAAACUAUAAAACAAACAUUGCAACUGUAUUGAAAUCCCACAUUAAAUAUAGAAAGGGUUGCAAAUCAGGACCGAAAGAAGAGACAAAAAAAGUAAUCAAGAAGAGAAGGAAACUAAACAAACCACCUCCAAAGCCCAAACCAGUUGUGAUUCAACCAGUAAAGAGGCCUAGAAAUGACACUUCUGUCAAAUGGACAAAACUGGAUGAUGAAAUUUUAACUAUGCUAAAAAUAGCCAUUGUUAUAAUGAGCCCAGUACCAGGAUGUAUAAAAGUCAGAAAUUUAGUUGCAAAAACCCUCCUGUCUGCGAUUGGUCCGACCAAAGCAGCUUCACUUUGUCAUCGACGAUCUGUUCACCUCGAAAGUAAUCCAGAAUUAAUGCAUGAAAAGUUAUGCAUAUUAAAUGAGCUUCGACGGCGACCGCAUUUAACACAAAAAUAUGAAGGCCUAUUAAAAGUUCUGAGAUUAAGACACCAUGCAAAUUUGCUUAAAUUCAUCAGAGAAUCGAAAUUACCAAUGCUGGAGUUACUCUGGGUAAUCUACCAAAUUGCUAAAAACAAACCAUACCUUCAUCGGAUGCCAUGUAUCGCUUCGAAUUUAGAGGAGUUUAACAAAAGCUUCACGAUCACGGCAUCUGCCACUCAAAAAAUUAAUAGUAUGUACAAAACAUCAAUAGAUACUGAUCCAACUUUAGCGUCACUAAAAGAGGGUAUUGUCCUGACUAUCAUGUCGUCAAUAGAUGAAGAAAAUACAAAGGAAACUGCAAAUAAGAUCUAUUCAAUUUUUAAAAACUACCCCGAAUCGCACUUACGUGCUACUAUCGAGGAACUUCGAAAGUGUGGAGCGAUUGCUGCAAGGGAAAAAAUAUUUAACAGUUACUUGAAUAAAGUACAUAUAAAUGAUAUUGUUCAAUCAUGCUACAAAAUUUCGUUUUCUUACAAACGAAGAUGGAUAAAUCGCCUAUGUUCGCAAUUUGAUGAAAAAUUACAUGAAAUUAUUGAGAAUGAAAUACCCCAAAAUGGAUUAAAAGGCUCGCCCUCUGUGAAUUGUUUAUUAUUUGAAAUGCACACUAGUGGCAUCUUAGAUAUAAUAUCUAUAAAUGUGCCAGUUAUCAUAGGCUCUACAGGAUCGCUGAUUCAAGAAGAAAAAAUGAAUAUAAUUGAUAUGGAAGCUAAAUACAAGUUGAAAUCAGGUGUUGUGGGCUGCAAAAAUCUUUCAAAAUUGAAAACAUUUUCAGAAUUAUACCAAUCUUGCAAAUUCGAAGAACACUGCGCUAAUCUUGAGAGAUAUACACAAGUAAAUUUUAACAUAGAAAACUCAAAGAAACAACCACAAGACGAAAUAAUAGAACACUUGAAAGAAAAAAAGGAGAAUGGGUCUACUUUUUCAGAGCUUCAGAAUAUCACGAAUUUGGACAGAAAAUGCCUAAAUGACAAACUACAAUAUUUAGAAGAAAUAGGAGUCGUCAAACGCGUCGGAUUUUACGAAAAUAAAGUUGUGUUAAAAGAAUUUGCGAAACCAUGGCUCCUUGAGAUAAAUGAAAAUAUUCACGUUGUACCAACACCGUGGUUCGAUCUCGAAGGGAAACUGCGUCGCAGCAUUUUUUUGGUGUGGUGCAGCGUAAUAAUGAACAAAAUAUUUGAAUGCCCAGGCUCCUCUUUGGAAUUUUUAUCGAAUCUUUUUGAAUUCAUAACCACUAGAGCAGUACAAGAUGUAUGCAUGUUCUUGGAAAAAUGUGACUGUGUUACUUUAAAAUGUCUCUCAAACGCUCCAGUCGAUCUUUUCUCGGAUGAUGAUGUGGCACCAGAAGUUUUAGAUUUCAAUCCAUAUGAUCCUCCUCAAAAUAUAAUAGCAUUUCCUCAUAAAAAUUCAUUAACUACAUUUUCUUAUAUUAAACAUAAAAUUUUAAAAACAAUUUUAACUAUACAGAGUGUAGAAUGAUUGUUAUGGUUUACUCAUUAAUAUAAUUAAAUAAGGUUAAUUAGUUUGUAAGUAUGUUGUGAUUGUAUCAUAUUAUAAAGUU